Messenger RNA from Spea bombifrons (plains spadefoot toad), 1941 nucleotides. RefSeq names its product ubiquitin specific peptidase 21 (gene USP21). Gene Ontology annotation, biological process: protein deubiquitination. The transcript is spliced from 13 exons. Gene Ontology annotation, cellular component: cytoplasm. Lineage: Eukaryota; Metazoa; Chordata; Amphibia; Anura; Pelobatidae. The record is from RefSeq and is a predicted model, not a curated record. The coding region runs from base 66 to 1916 and encodes 616 amino acids. Gene Ontology annotation, molecular function: cysteine-type deubiquitinase activity.
UACAGACCGGAGAAAUGUGAGAGUGUGAGCGCUGUGCGGGAGAGGCUGUCCGCGGAGUCCAGGCAAUGAGAGCCCCCCUUUCCGCUAGACCCACAAUGCCUCAAUCGUGCGACCCCCGGCUCGGAAGAAGUAGGGACACGGCCGUCAUCACCACGCAGCCCGGCCCUGCCGGCAAGCUUUUGACUUCUUACCGCACCAUAAGCCAGGACCGCCAGAGCUCGGCUUACUGCGCCAGCGUCUUCAGUAAUGGAGUGUUGUCGGCUCCCAAACUCCGUCCCCUGCCCCCCAGACCCACCGUGGAUGAGAAGGGCAAGACAGACCGGGGCCGCAGCGCUCAAAGGGCCGAAUCUUCUGGGGCUAAGCGGGGGCCAGUGAAGGCCAACCAUACGCUCGGAGUGCCCACCACAGCUGCCACCACUAAAAUAUUGAACCAGACUCUUCAAAGCAGGGCAGGGACGCUUUCACGUUCCAAAUCAGUGAGUCACGGAGACCUAAGUGCAUUAACGGACAAGAUGGAGGGGAUCGGCAGGGGUCUGACUCGGGCCGGGGGGCGAGAACGCAGUGCCUCAUCCAGCAGGAAGCCCCCUCUGGACCCCAACGUCUUAACGCGCAGCAGCUCCCUGAAAAGAGUUAAUGUGCUGCCGGUGCUGGACACGCAGCCGAAACCCAGCGGUCCCUCCUUGGAAUUAUCACGGAACGACAGCAAUAAUAAAACGGCUUCUCUCGAUCCCAAAGAAGAGAAGAACCACUCUCAGAACCCUCAGGCCUCCAGGACGCUGGCCAACAAGUCCCCAGUCAGCAAUGGCACCGGCCUCCAAGAGAAGAGCCCGACUUCCCUGCCUCCUCGAGUUCCUGUCCUUGGCUCGGGGCACGUGGGUCUCCGCAAUCUUGGUAACACCUGCUUCAUGAACGCCGUCCUCCAGUGUCUGAGCCGCACCAGACCUCUGCGGGAUUACGUCCUGAGACACGAGUACCGGCAGGAGCGUCCCAGCAGCUCCAGGAGCCAGCGGGAACUCACAGAGGUCUUCGCCGAUGUCGUCGCCUCCUUGUGGACCCCCGAGGCCUCUGACGCCGUAAACCCGUCCCGGUUCAAAUCCGUCUUCCAGAAAUACGUUCCGUCUUUUAACGGCUACAGUCAGCAAGAUGCUCAGGAAUUCCUCAAGUUCUUCAUGGACCGAAUUCAUGUGGAAAUUAACAGGAAGUGCCGCAAAACUCCCAGCAUCCUCUCCGACACCAAGCGCCCCGUAGCUCUCGAGCCUCAAGACUCUUUCAGUGAUGAUGACCGAGCCAAUCAGAUGUGGAAGCGUUACCUGGAGAGAGAAGACAGCAAGGUGGUGGAUCUGUUUGUUGGCCAGUUGAAGAGCUGUCUGAAGUGCCAGUCUUGUGGCUACCGGUCGCCGACCUUUGAAGUCUUCUGUGACCUGUCUCUGCCCAUCCCCAAGAAAGGAUUCACCAGCGGCAAAGUCUCCCUCCUGGACUGUUUCAGCCUUUUUACCAAGGAGGAAGAACUCAACUCAGAAAACGCCCCGAUCUGCGACCGGUGUCGGCAGAGGACGAAGAGCACCAAAAAGCUCACCAUCCAGCGAUUCCCCCGGAUCCUCGUCCUGCAUCUGAACAGGUUCUCCACCACGCGAUUCUCCAUUAAGAAAUGCUCCGUCUUCGUGGAUUUCCCUCUGAGCAAGCUGAACCUGAAAGAGUUUGCCAGCGAGAAGGCGGGAAACCCCGUAUAUAAUCUGUACGCCGCGUGCAAUCACUCUGGCAGCGUCCAUUACGGACAUUACACGGCUUACUGCAAGGACCAGACGGGGUGGUCCGCCUACAACGACGCCAGGGUGUCCGCCAUCAGCGAAAGCCAAGUGGUGUCCAGCGAAGGUUACGUUCUCUUUUACGAGCUCGAAGACGCCUGCUGGAAGUAACCCUUUACACAACGCCUCGCUUCUG